Pediculus humanus corporis (human body louse) is the source of this 159-nucleotide messenger RNA. RefSeq lists its product as uncharacterized. The record is from RefSeq and is a predicted model, not a curated record. The transcript is spliced from 2 exons. NCBI's taxonomy places the organism in Eukaryota, Metazoa, Arthropoda, Insecta, Psocodea, Pediculidae. The coding region runs from base 1 to 159 and encodes 52 amino acids.
AUGUUUUUGGGUGGCCUCGGGAUAUCAAUGAGAGACGAAGGAAAUUUUUUGCUGGAAAACGAGUUUGCUGGACUCAGCUCUGGAAAAGAGAGAGAGAGAGAGGGGGGAGACAGAGACAUGGGCGUUACGGAUGGAUGGACCUUGGACAUUGUAAAUUAA